AUGUCUUCGCAAUGCAAGCUGUCUAGCCCCCAGUUGGGGUGUUCAACAGCCGGAGCGCGGCACGUCGACUGGGUAAACUACGGCUCUAAUCAAUUCUCCUCCUCAUCGGUCUCCUCAUCAAACGGGACUCUCCAAGUGACCUCUAAUAUCGUCAAAAUUCUCCAUGAAGACAAAGACUUGUCUAGUUCGCCGCUGGCGGCCAAUGUGCUCGCGACCAGCGUCACCGCCCAGUUCGUCGACUGCUCGCAAUGCAGUGACACCAUUGCAGAUCUCACCGAGGACAUCCAACUCCGAGAUCAAGCUAUUCGGGACCUGCGGGCCGAAAUUGUCAGUUUGAAAGAGGCGAUGAAGACCCUUCAAUCA
Messenger RNA from Penicillium diatomitis, 363 nucleotides. RefSeq lists its product as uncharacterized. The annotation marks the transcript as partial. Lineage: Eukaryota; Fungi; Ascomycota; Eurotiomycetes; Eurotiales; Aspergillaceae. The record is from RefSeq and is a predicted model, not a curated record. The transcript is spliced from 2 exons.